Trypanosoma brucei brucei TREU927 is the source of this 1047-nucleotide messenger RNA. RefSeq lists its product as hypothetical. The transcript has a single exon. The record is from RefSeq and is a predicted model, not a curated record. Bases 1 to 1047 code for a protein of 348 amino acids. Lineage: Eukaryota; Euglenozoa; Kinetoplastea; Trypanosomatida; Trypanosomatidae.
AUGUUGCGGUGGCGCAUUCAAUCCCAUCCACCUGCUGCAACAAACGCCGGCUACUCUCGGAUACCGAGGCUGCCAGUGAUAUUCUUAGCUUGGAGAGGGCACCGCACCGCUCCAGGAAGACUGCGGUUACCAAAAAGGGAGGAGACACAUGUUCCACCGACAACGUCCCCGGGUCGAACUACUGUCGCCGCUGCCAACGUCUUUUUAAAUACAACCGGCAUGCCUGUCGGUGAAGUGGAGGAAGGACGGCGUGGUUUUCUGGGUUUCGGGAAAGUAGCAGGUCGUGCGAUGCCGCUUAACCCCCUCGCUGUGCUGAGACCUCAGAAAACCGAUGCGAAAGAGGACCGAAGCACCGCUCGCUUUCUGAAAGCAGUUGAACUGUUAAACGGCAAGCGGCGAAGCCGAAAGGAGGGUAUCACAAUGCAAAUGACAGCGGAGCAGCAACACGAUAUCGUCAAUCGCUAUGCCCAAACACGCUGGUACGGAUUUAUGUGGUAUCCCUUUCGCAACGUAACGGAGCGCCAGUUCAAAUGGUGGCGUCGCAUCGCUCAUCUUGCUCUAAUCAUCGUGGGGUUGACCGGGGUUGUUCUUGCACUUGUGAUGUACUACCGUGAGGUGGAAACUGUGUUGUUGUUAAGUCCGGAGGAUCGCUCUGAUUACCAAAAAAUUGUGACAGGGAUGCGUUUUAGCGAGAUUUAUCGUCUUUCAAUGGAGGUACUCGGGAAGGAAGACCCCCUGGAAGCACUCCCCAGCCCAGCACGCUACCACCUUAUUUUGGAAGCUGCAAGAGAGAAGGGUUGGCACAAAAUCGACUGGGAGCUUGAAGGACGCACGCGAUACCCGCGAUCAGCCGUAGAAGACUUGGAUUUCAUCCAUAUUAUUUACUGGGCAGUCAUGUAUAUCGGCUCCGCUGUAACUGGCGGUGGGGAACUUUUCUCUGAUCGCUUCGGCGAUCUUAUUGAAGUCCGCCAGGCGCAAAAAUUGCGCGACGCAGAAGCGAGUUUUGUUGAGCAAGGCUCUGAACCACCACCAAGCAAAAAAAAAUAA